CAGUAUGUUCUUUGCCUGCCUAUUCGCACAAGGUGACAGUAACAAACAGGAAAUCUCUCCAUUUAAUGUCAGGAUUACAGUAUCACCGUUUUUAUAAUACCCUCAUCACAUCAUGUAAAAUGGAUUUUGGGAAGGCGUAUUUUAAUCUUAAGACUCUGUUUUUGACAACGAUGAUGUUCAAAUGGGGAAUCUUCUGCACAGCCGUACCUGAAAAAUGCCUGUCUGCACCUUGUCAAAAUGGAGCCACCUGUGUGGACACAACGGAUGAUUAUGCUUGCAUUUGUGUCAAUGAAGGAGUGAGAUACAUGGGCAAAAAUUGUGACCAACUCUAUGAUGCUUGUUCCUUUGCACCAUGUGAAAACUGCAUCAGCACUCUUGGUAUGCCAGAAUACCAUUGCAUCUGCCCAAGUGGCCUAUCGGGUGAUAACUGCGCGGAGGAGAUGGACGAGUGCCUGAGUAGCCCCUGCUCUGAGCCACGUUAUUUGUGUGUAGAUCAACUCAAUGGAUACUUCUGCAGGUGUCCCGCUGGUUAUGGAGGGCCAAGAUGCCACCAACGUGUAACUGACUGCAUUGACGAACCCUGCAUGAACAAUGGGACCUGCAUUUUUCACCCACAAGGCUUUGAAUGCCAAUGUGCACCAGGAUAUGAAGGAAAAACGUGUGAGGAGGAUAUAAAUGAUUGCUUGUCGGAGCCUUGUCAAAACGGUGCUCUCUGUAUUGAUGGAGUGGCAGAGUUCCAUUGCUUCUGUGUGCCAGGUUUUCAGGGCCACACCUGUGAAAUUGACAUCAAUGAGUGUGCAUCAAGACCAUGUGAUAACAAUGGUACUUGCAUCAAUGAAAAGGACCACUAUACGUGUGAGUGCCUCAUGGGCUUUGCAGGAAUCAACUGCGAAACUGAAAUUGAUGAGUGUGAAGUGGAUCCCUGCCACAAUGGAGGCACCUGCCACGACGGUAUUGGCAUUUACUCAUGUGAAUGUCUUCCUGGGUUUGAAGGCAUCAGUUGUGAAGCUAACAUUGAUGAGUGUGCAAGUAAGCCAUGUAACAAUGGAGGUGGCUGUCGUGACAUGGUCAACAGCUAUGAAUGUGACUGCGGUGAUACCGGAUUUGAGGGCGUCCAUUGUGAAGUGGACAUCGCUGAAUGUGCGUCUCAUCCCUGCCAACAUGGUGCUACGUGCCUGGAGGGAGUGAAAGAUUAUACUUGCGACUGUUGGCCAGGUUAUGAAGGCACAAACUGUGAGAUUGACACCGACGAGUGUGCUGAACAUCCUUGUGACAAUGAUGGGGAAUGUUUUGAACGUUCAAAUCUGAGUCACUGGGAGCUUGAUUGGGAACGAAGCUAUGCAAAUGCAGCUGGAUAUAUUUGCCAGUGUCAGUCAGGGUUUGCAGGACAGAACUGUACCAUUAACAUUGAUGAGUGUGACUCUGAACCCUGCCAUAAUGGAGGCACUUGUGCAGAUCAAAACAAUGGUUAUGUUUGUACCUGCCCUGCCGGGUUUUCAG
This is a messenger RNA of Hippocampus comes (tiger tail seahorse), 1500 nucleotides long. RefSeq names its product fibropellin-1-like. NCBI's taxonomy places the organism in Eukaryota, Metazoa, Chordata, Actinopteri, Syngnathiformes, Syngnathidae. The record is from RefSeq and is a predicted model, not a curated record. The annotation marks the transcript as partial. Gene Ontology annotation, molecular function: calcium ion binding. The transcript has 6 exons.